CCCUUUACCACUUCCUGUUUGAUACACAUGCCAUGAGGUCACUGCUCUGGCUAGAAUGGCAAAGGGGAACCUGUCAGGAGAGGAACGAAAGAGAAGGAACAGGGAGUAUCAAAAAAGAAGGAGAGAAAAAAUUAACACCCAGCCAGAGUUGAAGAAAGAGUUUCUCAUAAAGGAAAGGGAAAGAUGGAGAAACAGUGAAAGAGGGAAAAAUAAAGAAUAUCAGUAAUCUGAAAGAAAGAGAAAAAAGGCAGAAGAGAAGCUUUUGGAGACAAGAGAGCAGCAGAGAACGUCCAGCAAGGUCUGAACACACAGCCACAGAGUACUUUAGACCUUAAUUUUGAGGAAUCAAGCAGUAGUAGGCAGCUACUUGCUGGUGAACUAUUAAGAUGCAGAAAUAGAAAAAGGCAUUCCAGAGAUGUUAAAGCACUCAGAGACAAACUUGACAAGUUACAAAAAGAGAAAGAUAAGCUUAGAAAGCAACUUGAACGGAGAAGGCCCAUUCUUUGUGAGAUGACGGAAGACUCACCUCGGACUCAAACGCAGAAAAUGAUUCAAGGGAGUGAACUCAGAAACCCUUUAAUCAAACGAGCACUGCUUUUCCAACAUGCAUUGAAUUCUGAGCUGAAAAAAAAUGCUCAUCAUGUUCACAAACGAGGUAAACAUACAUCACAGUAACCAAAGUUGUCUUUAUCUGGCAGAAUACUCAAGAAAUAUCCCAUGAUGCACAGGGUUCGGGAGUUACAAAACACUGAGAGAAAACAUACCAAAGCAAAGAAAGCCUAAUUUCCUCCAGACCAUUUCUUCAAGUGUCCACAGUUUUUUUUGAAAACAAUGCAAGAAUAACAACAGAUAAGCAAGACACCAUCACCAGAAGAAAAGUAAAACGUCAAAGAAUGAUUAUGACAGACACUAUGCAAAACCUUCACAAUGCAUUUAUUGAGCAAAACCCAAACAUUCAACUUAGUUAUUCAUCCUUCUGUGCAUUGAGUCCAUUCUACAUCACAUCGCCUAGAGCAUCAGAUCGAAAAACAUGCCAAUGCCAGUACCACGAGAAUGCAAAAUUGAUGCUUGAGGUUCUGAAGUCAUUUCAAAGCUGUGUCAACCAGCAAACUUGAAGAGUCAUUCCAGCUUGUGUGUUGUCCUCCAGCUAGUGAAUCUUGUCUUCUACGUACUUGUUCAAGAUGUUUAAACAAAUGUUCAAGUCUUCCUUCAGAGCAACGGAAAACACAAGUGGAGUGGAAGCAGUGGAAACAUAUCAAAGAGCAAACGGAAGAUGGAGCUCAUUUUCACACCAAACUUCAGAAACACACUGGCACUCUGUCAGAGCUUAUGGUUCUCUACCAAGACAAAUUAAGAAGUGAAACAACCACCCAUUUCCACCUAGUUCAAAAUCAAAACAGGGAGUACAAGAACAUGACAAGAAAUUGCAAUGAAACAACAGUUAUUGUGCAUGUUGACUUCUCUGAGGCCUGGAAAUGUAAAUUCAACUCGGAAGUACAAUCCUGCCGUUAUGGACAAAACCUCCCACAGAUAACACUUCACAUAGGCAUGUUUUACACCAAACAUGAAAAGGCAGGGUUUUGCACCAUUUCAGAGUCGAAGCGCCAGGAUGCAGCAGCCAUAUGGACCUACAUGGAUCAAGUCCUGAAAGAUAUUCAUACCAGACUGCCGUACAUUGACACUGUUCAUUUCUGGUCUGAUAGUCCAAGCAAACAGUAUAAAAAUAAAAAGAACUUUCUCCUCCUUUCUGCCAUCCCUCCCCAACUGGGAUUCAAGAAUGCAACAUGGAAUUUCUUCCCUACAUCCCAUGGAAAGGGUGCCCCAGAUGGCAUUGGGGCAACAGUGAAGAGAUGUGCAGACCACACUGUACUAAGAGGUCAGGACAUUGUGGAUGGCAGAGCAUUUUAUGAGAUGGUGUCCAGCAGACUAAGUGGUGUUAAGCUACACUAUGUCACCACUGAUGAUUUCCAGUCUUACGACACUAUACUCACGAAACACUUGAAAUCCAUCACCGGAACAAGAAAGAUUCAUCAAGUAUUAGCUCAGGGAAAUAUCAUCCAUUGCAGACAUGUUUCAUGUUUUUGCAGUGUGCCAAAGAUUUGCCAGUGUUUCAGUCCAGUUGCUUACACUUUUGACGGCAUCUCACAGCACCCAGAUGAGCAUCAGAAUUCUAAGGCUGUUGCAAAACAAAGUCCUCUGGCCAUCUUGAUGGAAGCAAUGGAGAAAGAGCCCAGUAGAGCACCUGAUGGUACUACAACUACAGUAGGGUGCAGUGAUGUUUACACAGGAGACUGACUUAUUGUCAUGGAUGACCAGAACUGGUGGCUGGCUAAAGCUUUAACAGUCGAUGAAGAGCAUCAAGAUGUUCAAGUAGAAUUUUUUUCAUCCUCAUGGGCCAAAUGUCAGAUUUCAACGAAAAAAAGGAUGCCAAGAUGUCUGCUUUGUUCCAUUUGCUGAUGUUUUAGUUAAGCUUGAUGAACCAUCAUCACCAGUCCGCACAAGCAGAACCCGGAACAUAUACCAAAUAUCUCCAGAGGUCAUGGACUUAGAUGAGGAAGUCGUUAAUCGACUGUUGCCUGGUGUUUAAAAUCCAGGCAUCCAGAUUUAGUGUUAUAUUCAAGUUUAUCCAGAUUUUCUGAGAUUGCUCAUUUGAAAGUUUUAAGAGCUAAAUGUUCUGAAUUAUUUUCUGCAUGACCAACAUAUGAUGAUUUUCUGAACUACAAACUGAUUAUAUGUGCUAUCUUACUGCCUUGUUCCUUAUUUUAAAGUCCUUGACAUGUGCAAAAAUAGAACUGUUAUGAAGUGUCUUGCGAUAUUACAUAUGUAGUUAAAGUUUAAUGGUCAUUUUAAAAGAAAUAAUUUCUUGUUUUCUACUAGUGUGUCACCACCGUCAGAUUUGUGUCACCACCGUCAACACCUUGUCAACUCCAUAAUAUGGAUUUUUUGUUUAUUUUUCUCUUUUGAAGAACAAAAUGUUUUGCUCCCUCAUGA
Molecule: messenger RNA, 2991 nt
Organism: Oreochromis niloticus (Nile tilapia)
Lineage: Eukaryota; Metazoa; Chordata; Actinopteri; Cichliformes; Cichlidae
Exons: 2
Coding region: 1330-2295 (321 amino acids)
Source: RefSeq, a predicted model, not a curated record